GAUUUUUUUUUUCCAUUACUCUCUUUCUCGCUCUAUCAGGUCGGGAUCGUUACUCAAAGAUCGGAUCGAGAGUUGCAGCUGUUGGACUUGGACCCUACACCUCUCUCUCUGUGCAAGGUGGUUUAGAUUGAUCUGAAAAGAGAAGAUAUAGUUUCAUCUUUCAUGCAUUUAUUUUGUUUUCUCUACUGAUAUUAAUCAAAGGUAUUUUGAGGUGAAAUUUUGAUGUUUAAUUUUGUCUUUCUUUCACAGGAGGAUAGAUUUUUUUAAAGAAAUCUGGAGAACUGAGGUUGUUUGGAUAUGGAGAUUGUUGGAUUUUUCUGAGGUUUGGUUUUGAAAAGGAAAAUUUCUUAAUAUUUUCAUUACGUAAAAUGGAUCUCGAAUGAUCCUUUAGACCAUCAAUUUCUUGCAUCUCACGACGAGACUGAGAAAGGAAAGAGCUUUUAAGAGAAGCGUUGAUUAAUUCAGUUUCCGGUAAUUAGAAUAUAUAGUAAUCGGAGAUUUUUUGUGGGAAGAAGAUUUUAAUUAAGUUUUCUUUGAUGGUUUGUAGUUGGUAAGUGGGAAGAAGAAAUGUCAUCAUCGAACUCGCCAUGUGCGGCGUGCAAGUUUCUCAGGCGAAAAUGCACGCCAGAAUGCAUUUUUGCACCCUAUUUUCCAUCGGACCAGCCGCUAAAGUUUUCUAGUGUCCACAGGGUAUUCGGCGCUAGCAAUGUCGCUAAGCUUCUCAACGAGCUUAACACUGCCCAACGUGAAGAUGCCGUCAAUUCCCUUGCUUAUGAAGCUGAGGAGCGUCUCCGAGAUCCUGUCUAUGGCUGCGUGGGUCUGAUCUCUAUCCUUCAACAGAGACUCAAGCAACUUCAGAAUGAUCUCUACCAUGCUAAGAAAGAACUUGCACAGUAUGUUGGGCCUAGUGCAAUGCUUCCCAUUCUGCAACCGCCGAUGUUUAUGCCACAACAGCAGUUCCCGAUGAUGGGUAUUGCUACUGGGCCAGCGCAUGGCGGGCAACUGAUGAUAAGAGACCAUCCACAGCAGCCACACCAGCAUCCAACAAAUCAGCAGCAGCAGCAACAGUUCUUUGAGGCUCAGCAAUUGGCUGCCACUGUGGCCGUAAGAGACCAGCAAGAGCUGUUUAGGGCUCAUGAUCAGCAGCAACAAAAUCAAUCACAGCAUCAGCAAGAACUUGUAAGGUUUAAUAGUGGAUUUGACGCAGCAGGAUCGGUUACUGCUACUGGAUACAAUCAGCUAAGCGCCGCUUCUCUGGGCGACUAUGACAACUCUUACCAGAUUCUAUCUCAAGCGGAGCACCAUCAUCAUCAGCUUCAGGAACAGCUUUUGAUUCAACAGGAGCAACAACAGCCUCCCCAGCAAACCCAACUGCAACAGCAAAGGUCUGGAAGUGAAGAAGGCAGGAGUGUCAGUCCAUCUUGUUGAAACUUUGCUAGUCUCGUUGACCUUCUCGCUGGUUCCAUUGAAGCAAAUUUUCUAUUAAGGUACGUGUUCUUUGUUGAUGCACUGCAGUCGAAUGGUGAGAGUUCGAUUCACUUGAAUUGUUGAGGCGUGAUCCUAAAUAAAUAUUUUUCGUUCUCGCUCAACAUGAAUUGUCUUGGAUUUAUGGAUGAUUUUGAUGUCCUCUGUAUUCUGGGCAGGGUUUUCAUUCAUGGGUUAAUAUAGUUUUCUGGCAGAAUAAAACCAGAGUUGCUCUUUAUUGCAUACAGAAAUAUGGCUAGGGAUAUGGCCUUCAAUCUUCUUAUGAACAGUUCGAACCUCUAGUUCUUCUAAUACGCAUUAAUUGAUCACAUAGAGUUGCAGGAGAAUUUGCACUAGACGUUUUUUUUUUU
Molecule: messenger RNA, 1835 nt
Organism: Manihot esculenta (cassava)
Lineage: Eukaryota; Viridiplantae; Streptophyta; Magnoliopsida; Malpighiales; Euphorbiaceae
Product: LOB domain-containing protein 36
Exons: 2
Coding region: 568-1428 (286 amino acids)
Source: RefSeq, a predicted model, not a curated record